GAUGGAUUGGUAUUUGUUUAUCGAGUGCAGAAUAUGAGAAAAGAUGGGUUAAUCCAGAAGACAAAGGAGGUGCUGCUGAUGAUCCAAGCUUCUCCAUUUGCAUCCGCAGCGUCUCAAAUCUACUUCCCCAUCAGGUCCGUCCGUUCUGUUACUCAUCCCCCACCCGGUAACUCUCACCGCUCCUUCGUCAAAAUGAAUGAAGACGCUAGUCUCGACGCCAUUGCUAAGCAGAAGAAAGCCCUUCGAUCAAAUGUGCGCAAGGAGCUCAAGCUCAUGACUCGCGCACAGAGAUCCCUUGAAGAUAUUGCAAUUCAGGAUAUUGUUUUGGAAGCUUCAUGGUUUAAGUCCAGUAAGAGUUUAUGUGCUUAUGUAAGCUGUGAUUCCUUGCGGGAAGUCAACACAUCAAAAAUUUUAUCAGCAAUAUUGUGCAAUACAGCUGAAGUUUUCAAUCAAGAGGGUCAGAAGCAGAAGAGGAAAAAGCUUUAUGUCCCGCGGGUUGAGGAUAGGAAUAGCUACAUGCGAAUGCUCAAUAUCUCAAAUACCUCUGAUCUAAUUCCAAAUUCAAUGAACAUUUUGGAGCCAGCCCCAGUAGACAGUGAUGGAAAUCAACGUGAAGAUGUUAUGCAGGCUACUGACCCAGUGGACUUGUUCCUUCUACCAGGGCUCGCCUUUGACAGAUCUGGAAGACGCCUGGGCCGUGGCGGAGGUUAUUAUGAUAUGCUCCUGAAUAAAUACCAAAAGCUUGCUGCAGAGCGGAAAUGGAAUCAACCUCUCUUUGUUGCACUGUCAUAUUCUUUGCAGAUAAUGGAUGAGGGCGUCAUCGCUGUCACUCCUAAUGAUAUUCCUGUGGAUGCAAUUGUUUCCCCGGCUGGUGUGAUUCCAAUUACUCCCGCAGCAUUUGAGAGGAUGUGACUAAACGGCUAAUGGGGUUGAAGGAUGGCAACAUGAAAUGAUACAUUUGAAUCCAAUGCAUAAAAUUUAGAAGUGAACCUAGAUUACUACUUUAGCAGCAU
Molecule: messenger RNA, 1013 nt
Organism: Telopea speciosissima
Lineage: Eukaryota; Viridiplantae; Streptophyta; Magnoliopsida; Proteales; Proteaceae
Product: 5-formyltetrahydrofolate cyclo-ligase, mitochondrial
Exons: 7
Coding region: 34-912 (292 amino acids)
Biological process (GO): folic acid-containing compound biosynthetic process; tetrahydrofolate interconversion
Cellular component (GO): mitochondrion
Molecular function (GO): 5-formyltetrahydrofolate cyclo-ligase activity
Source: RefSeq, a predicted model, not a curated record